AAUCGUGUCACGCAGGUUGCAUACCCCGACUACCCCGAGACGUCUCUGACCGGUACCAACCCUAAGCUUAGGUUCUGGCCCCAGUCGGUCAACUGCUGCGGCUGAAAAUGGGAGCCGUUUGCUGCGGCACCAACAAAAAAGCCCAGAACGUUCCUGGCUCUGCCCUGGACAGGGUCAUUUCUCAGCAGGAUCCUGACAUUGACACGUGCCUCUUGUACAAAUUGGCAAACUACAAGAAAGGAGGAGAACUGGUUGACGCAUUUAACAAUGGUGGUCAGGCAGAAGUGGAAAAACUAAUCAAAGAGCGGUACACCGUCUACCUCUACAGCGAGGGUAAAGGUCAAAUCAUCAACAGGUCCGAGUACCUGCGAUGGAAAUACCGAAAUCAGGCGCAGGUGGUGUUGCCGAUCGAGGCGUCGCUCAGUCCGCAUGACCCCCUGGGAAAGUGGCAGGACCACGAGGCGUGCUGGCAAAUGCAGUACCGCGGCUCCCUGGGGGAGGCCCUGCUGCACGUGCUCAUCAUCUGCGACACGAGGCUGCACACCAGACUGGCUCGGACGCUACUCAAGUUAUUUCCCAAACUGUCUCUGGACGUUGUUGAGGGUGAAGAAUAUCUUGGGGCUAGUGCUCUUCACCUGGCCAUUGCGUACAACAACAGCGAGUUGGUGCAGGACCUGGUGGAGGCAGGCGCCAAUGUUUCCCAGAGGGCCAUUGGAAGCUUUUUCCUGCCGAAAGACCAGCAACGAGCCAAACCGGCAAAAAACACUGAUUACGAGGGUCUCGCCUACUUGGGCGAAUUUCCCCUCGCGUGGGCCGCGUGCUGCAACAAUGAGAGCGCCUACAACUUGCUGCUGGACAGCGACGCCAAUCCUGAUGACAAAGACACUUUCGGCAACAUGAUUCUUCAUAUGGUGGUGGUUUGCGACAAGCUGGACAUGUUUGGCUACGCGCUGCGCCAUCCCCGUCGACCGGCUAGCAAUGGGAUUGCCAACAACUCGGGACUGACCCCGCUGACCCUGGCGUGUCAGUUGGGCAGAGCCGAGGUGUUCAAAGAGAUGUUGGAGCUCAGCUGCAGGGAGUUCUGGCGCUACUCGAACAUCACUUGCUCUGCUUAUCCACUCAACGCUCUUGACACUCUGCUGCCAAGCGGCAAAACCAACUGGAAUUCCGCUUUGUUCAUAAUCCUAAACGGCACUAAGGAGGAGCACUUGGACAUGCUAGACGGCGGCAUCAUUCAGCGUUUGCUUGAGGAAAAGUGGAAGACGUUUGCCCAAAGGCAGUUUUUAAAGCGACUGCUGAUUUUGGCGUUCCACUUGUUUACCAUGAGCAUGGCCAUUUACCUGCGCCCGGCGGAAAGGUACACGCCACUGCUCGGAGGCACCGAAGUGUCGGAUAUCAUGCGCUACGGCUUUGAAAUAGCCACAAUAAUGAACUGCGUGUCCUACGUCGUUUUCCAGCAGGGUCAUGAAAUUAAAAACCAAGGCCUGUUUUCCUUUCUCAAACAAUUGAGUCAUGACCCGGCAAAAUUGAUCUUCCUGAUUUCAAACUUACUGAUUUUAACCUGCAUCCCCUUGCGCAUUCUCGGCAACAAAACCGGCGAAGAGUCUGUGCUGAUCUUUGCCGUUCCCGGCUCCUGGUUCCUCCUCAUGUUUUUUGCCGGCGCCAUUCGAUUGACUGGGCCCUUCGUCACUAUGAUCUACUCAAUGAUCGCCGGUGAUAUGUUCACCUUCGGCAUCAUCUACACGGUAAUGCUGCUCGGGUUCUCGCAGGCCUUCUACUUCCUCUACAAGGGCCACCCUGGCGUUCAGACCUCCCUCUACUCGUCCUACCCUUCAACCUGGAUGGCGCUCUACCAAAUUACUCUAGGCGAUUACACGUAUGCAGAGCUGGCGCACGUCACGUACCCAGCACUCGGAAAGACGAUUUUUAUCAUCUUCAUGAUUUUGGUGCCAAUUCUUCUGCUUAACAUGUUGAUCGCUAUGAUGGGCAACACGUAUGCCCUUGUCAUUGAGCGGAGUGAAAAGGAAUGGAUGAAGCAGUGGGCGAAAAUCGUGGUGAGCCUCGAGAGGGCAGUCAAUCACGAGGAUCUGAAGAAAUACUUGGAGGAGUACUCCAUUUCUUUGGGUAAAUCCACCGAGGAUCCAAUCAUCGAGACAAGAGGAGUGAUGGUGAUCAAGAGCAAAAGCAAGACCAAAGCCAAGCAGAGGAAAGGCGCCCUCGCAAACUGGAAGAGGGUUGGCCGAGUUACUAUCAAAGAGCUUCACAAACGGAACAUGACAGGCGAGGAACUGAACAAAAUAAUGUGGGGCCGCUCGGACAUCGCGACCCCUGUGCGACACAUUCCGGACGAUCUGGAGGACGGCGACAUUCACUUGCUGCCCACAGACGCAUUGGCAUCUGCUCUGGACACAAUGGCCUUUGCUGCUGACCUGCCUCUGCCCACCAACACUUCAGCAGCCACCGGGCCACCCGUGGGCAUUGGUGCUCACAAGGGAUCGGCACCACCUUUGUUGAUGGCUCUUGGCCAGCAGCAGAUGCAUGACGAUGCUGCUCACGCCGGCAACCCUUCGUCUCCAGACCCUUUGCGUGAUUUGGUUAUCCACUCAGACCUGAGCCCGGAGAAGGCGGCCGCUUUAGCCACCCAGGCUGCUCAGGCCGCAGCCACGGCUGCACUGCCUGUCGCUCUGGGACAUUCAGAAGCGGCCGCUGCGUCAUUGACGGCCGCACCAAAUCCUUUCUCUGGAAUGACGACGGCCACGUUCGCGUUCAUGGCGCCCACGAAAAUGGCCAGUCAGAAGAAACUGUCACCACACGUCAGUUUGGACACCAGUGACAGCGAAGGAAUAGAGGGUCCGCUGCUUGGAAGGGCCUCCCGACUUCGGCGGGUGAGGAGUGCGGCCAGACAACGAUUCUUUUCAGCCAAAACUCCAAAAAUCACCCGCUCGGACUCAAUCCAGAGCAACGACUCGAUUUUCUCCGGUGACGGAUUUGCCCUUUGGAGUUCGCGACUACCGGCAGGUGUGGUGAACCCCACGUUCGCCUCGUCUCCGGAUGAAGAGGCACAGCCAGAGUCUCGGCCGCGCACGGCGCACAACAAGGUUGGUCCCUCGGUGCACAGAGCAAGGGCGGUCAGGUCAGCCGGCGGAGACCCGAGCCGGCUGCAGCAAAUCAGCUCGUGGAGCACCAGGGACAUCGCCAGCAUCAACACCCUGCUGGCCUGGGACCAACCGCCCGGCUCCAGCAGUCCACCCGAGCAGUAGAUUUUUCGUUUUGAUUAAUUUUUUUUUAAUUUUAGAACUAUGCAAUUCAGAAAUACUUAUUUGAGUAGGGAGAUUUUCAAACAAAAAUCUACAAAUUGAACACAAAUUGUCGCAUUUUUAUUAUCUAAAACACUAAAAUACACUGAAAUUAAUUUACAAAUCGCAAUAUUUUUUUCUUAAUGAAAUAUACACAGAAUUGAGCUAGACGAAUGUGCUCUGCUGGAAAAGUAACAAACAAUUUUGCGGCACUAGAGCACACCGGUUUUCUCCUAAGACCGCAUGACGAAUUUUUGGACACUAUGGACACGUGUUGUUAUAUAGCAAAAAGACGGAAAUAAUUUUGGUCGAUCUUUCACAAGAUUAUAACAAACAAAAGUGCUGGUGUCUGGAAUAUUUUGCUACUCUUGUCUACAAUGCGCGUUUGUCAUUCUUUUUCCAGUCUAAGAUUUGUUUCAAUUGGUUUAUUCUGCGUGUCCUGCGAAUGUUGACAUUAACUUACUAAUCUACGCUACGGUUUUUGUAUUAUCACCUACGAUUUAUUCGAUAUGCGAUUUCUAGUUUUAAACAUUUUGUUAUGUAGUAUAGCUUUACGAAAAAAUAGCUGUCGGUCGAUACAAAUACAUUAUGUUAAAUAGGAAAAGAGCAAAUUUACUGCUUUAAAAUACAGCGCAAUACACAUUAUAUAGAAGAGUAAUUAUAUUUAAUUAUAUCAUAAUACACUGGACUAGUUUCACUGUUUCUUGCGCUUAAACCACUAAAGUUGUAGAGCCUAAAACUGUUCUGUUUAUAUUUAGUAAAGUUGUCAGUAUUUCGAGUAUUUCCAUAAAUGUAAAUGCACGAUGAAGAUUUAAAAAAAAUAAUAAAAAAUACAAAAAUACCGAUCCAGUUGUUAAAAUACUUUUCCAAUCAGCAAAAUAGGUGAGUCGUUGAGAUCGUGGACAGAGAAAGAGAGCGGCAAAAAUAUAUCAGAUUUUUCUUUAGAUUCAGGAAACUAAUGAAAAUAAUGAAGUAUUUUUUGUCGAGAGUAUUUUUCUUUUGUUGCA
Molecule: messenger RNA, 4303 nt
Organism: Neocloeon triangulifer
Lineage: Eukaryota; Metazoa; Arthropoda; Insecta; Ephemeroptera; Baetidae
Gene: iav
Exons: 15
Coding region: 108-3260 (1050 amino acids)
Biological process (GO): calcium ion import across plasma membrane
Cellular component (GO): membrane
Molecular function (GO): protein binding; calcium channel activity
Source: RefSeq, a predicted model, not a curated record